CACUGAGCAAACAGAGAGAAGGUGAUAAAACAGCCCCUGGCGGUGGGAACUUUGCAUUCUGCAGGUGGCCUUGGGGUGCAGCUGAGCGUAGACAUGGGACCUCAAGGCGCCCGGCUCCUGGCAGUGGUCCUCGUCCUGGGUCUGUGCGCCGUGGCGGGGGCCGAGAAACCUUCCCCCUGCCAGUGCUCCAGGAUGGACCCCCAGAACAGGAAGAACUGCGGCUUCCCAGGCAUCACCAGUGACCAGUGCUUCGCGGCUGGGUGCUGCUUCGACUCCAGGGUCCCCGGGGUCCCCUGGUGCUUCAACCCCCUCCCGCAGCAAGGGAAAGAGGAGUGUGUCAUGGAGGUUUCGGCCCGUAGAAACUGUGGCUACCCGGGCAUCAGCCCCGAGCAGUGCGCGGCUCGAAAGUGCUGCUUUUCUAACAUCAUCCCUGAAGUGCCCUGGUGUUUCUACCCACUCUCCGUGCAAGAUUGUCAUUAUUGAGAGGCAGCGGCUUCAGAGAACCCGCCAGCUCCCUGGAUGUCCUGAAACAAGAGAAGAGUGCUCACCAUCUCCUCGGUCUCGUAUUCCAUGCUUCCUGAA
This is a messenger RNA of Hipposideros armiger (great roundleaf bat), 582 nucleotides long. It is a transcript of the gene TFF2, whose product is annotated as trefoil factor 2. The record is from RefSeq and is a predicted model, not a curated record. The coding region runs from base 94 to 483 and encodes 129 amino acids. NCBI's taxonomy places the organism in Eukaryota, Metazoa, Chordata, Mammalia, Chiroptera, Hipposideridae. Gene Ontology annotation, molecular function: CXCR4 chemokine receptor binding. The transcript is spliced from 4 exons. Gene Ontology annotation, biological process: maintenance of gastrointestinal epithelium; chemokine-mediated signaling pathway; negative regulation of gastric acid secretion.